UUCGUUUAAGCCUGGGUUUCUCUGUUUCAUCUAAUUUUCCAUAUAUAUUAUAAUUCUCUUUGCAUCUAAUACCUAAUUUAUUAUACUCGUGUCUCAGAGUUUAUUUCAUUUAUAACGUUGCCAACUAAAACUAUUAGGUCAUGGCCAGACUGUUGCGUGCAAAUAAAAAAUAGUCCAUGACAUGUCAUGGUCGAUUCCUGUCACGCAUCUGUCUGAAACUAAUUUAUUAACACAAAGCUAAUUACUUUCAACAGAUAGUAAUUACUUUGUGUGAUCAGAUUAGUGCUACAUUUACAGUUUAUAUUUUUCAGUUCUUUGUGAUUGUUUUAUGAUGUUUCCUUCGCUUUAUUUAUAAAUAGACAAGUGUAACAAUCUAGUACCAAUGACUGAUUCUGCAACUCGUACAUCCGAUGCUGAAACCGAGGCUGAAGCCAAAAAACCUAUCAAAGAGAUACCGGUGGUGCAAGACCAAGGUAUUUUUCAACACGAUACGGGCGACGUUUACGAUGGAUUUUUUGAGGCGAAGAAAAAGGAUCGUACUGUAAAAAUGCAUGGGCCUGGUGUCUACACAACAGCUGAAGGCGACAGUUACACAGGCAACUGGGAUGCCGAUCGGCUGGGAGGCGGCGAAGAAGUAACUAUUUCUUUUGCGGAUACUUCGAAAUACGAAGGCUAUUUCAAAGACUGGUGUUAUCAUGGCCCCGGUAACUACUCCUAUCCAGACGCCAGCGUUCUCCAAUGUGAUUUUGUUGAAAAUAGCCCAACAGGCAAUUUGACUUUGACUGAUCCCAACGGACACACUUGGAUGGGCAGAGCCGAACAGGGCUACGGAUGGGUGGAACCAGUGAAUCACUUUUAUGAAAUGCUAGAGAAGACACGCGACUCGGGACGGAUAAAGCGGCGACAUAAAAAUAAAGGAAACGCUCAAGAAACGCCUCAGUUGUAACUUGUAACGCUAUAAUUAUACAUAAAUAGAAAUGUGAAACUGGAUGACGCUUUUAUCGCUCACAGUUUUAGUACAAUACCAUUUUGUUCCUGUUGAUUUCGAAUUUCAAAGCGGAUGGAUAUGUAAAUGUAGUUUAUGUGGACGUAAUAUUUGUUUCAAGUUUGAAGAUUAAAAAGUUUUGAAUGAGUUCGA
Messenger RNA from Manduca sexta (tobacco hornworm), 1138 nucleotides. Its product is annotated as radial spoke head 1 homolog. The transcript has 3 exons. The record is from RefSeq and is a predicted model, not a curated record. NCBI's taxonomy places the organism in Eukaryota, Metazoa, Arthropoda, Insecta, Lepidoptera, Sphingidae. The coding region runs from base 383 to 946 and encodes 187 amino acids.